Brassica oleracea var. oleracea is the source of this 950-nucleotide messenger RNA. Its product is annotated as ER membrane protein complex subunit 4. Bases 123 to 665 code for a protein of 180 amino acids. The transcript is spliced from 6 exons. Gene Ontology annotation, biological process: protein folding in endoplasmic reticulum. Lineage: Eukaryota; Viridiplantae; Streptophyta; Magnoliopsida; Brassicales; Brassicaceae. The record is from RefSeq and is a predicted model, not a curated record. Gene Ontology annotation, cellular component: EMC complex.
AAACGGGUUUAGCUUUCCUUGUCACUCUAUCAGAAUGAGAAGAUAAACGGAUCCGAUCUAGGUCGUCUCUUCUUCUUCUUCGAUAUCUAUCUCCAUCGUGGAUCGAAGAGCUAAGGUGGAACAUGGACAAAGGCAAAGCAGUGAUGGGUGCUGGCCGGAGAUGGGCCGUCGAUUUCUCCGAUCAAUCUACCGUUCCAUCUUCCCGCGACAUCCUCGAUCCGCCUGGCUUCUCUCGUGCUCCUCCCGAACAGGAUGAUUCAGCAACGAGCCGCCAAAAGAAAGACGCUGAAGCUAAUUGGAAACUUCAGAAAGCAUGGGAAGUAGCGCAGUCACCGUUUAAGAAUCUGAUGAUGAUGGGGUUCAUGAUGUGGAUGGCUGGGAACACAGUUCACCUCUUUAGCAUUGGGAUCACUUUCUCUGCUCUUUGGCAGCCUCUCAGCGCCCUCCAGAGUGUUGGCAAGAUUUUUGAGCCAUUCAAGGAUAACAAGGUGGAGCUACUUAUGCCCAAGCUAGUGUUUCUUGCACUAAACCUUGGAGGGCUAGCUCUGGGUAUCUGGAAGCUCAACACAUUGGGGCUUCUUCCAACACAUGCAUCAGAUUGGGUUUCAUCCUUACCCCCUCCUCAGGAGGUUGAACACUCUGGAGGAGGAUAUGUUUUCCACUGACAAGCAAGUCUCUCUCUCUCUCUGUCUUGUACUUUAAAUAAUAAGCCAAAACUGGAAGAUGAUGAAGACAUUUUUCGUGAGAUAACAGCCAGAGAAACUUAAAUGAUUUUGUUUAAUACCGCCAUGAGGGGGAAAGAUUCAUAUGAACCUUCUCAUCUUGUGAUCUUCAUGUAGCAUUUCCAAAACUCAGAAACCAUAUAGCUUUUUCACUUUUUUAAGUAUCAUGUUCAUCGUUCACCAUUACUACGAACUGUAUUAUUAUCACCAAAGGGACCUAUUCUCCCA